AGCGAUAUUGCGAUCUCUAUCGAGAAAUCAUUUAAAUUAUUGAGUACUCGAGAUGCGGCAAAUAUGCUUCUGUUUGACACUGAAGCGCAAGUGACAGAGUUCGCCAAACAGCGAAAGUGGAAAACUGAUCAUGGAUGUUUUGUCUUCGAAACGGAUGCGGCGCAGCAAGACAAACCUACGCUGGACACUGCUCGUAUCGCAAAACAAACGAUCUUCUAUGCAAAACAGUUGGAAAUGAUUGUUUGA
This is a messenger RNA of Cylicostephanus goldi, 246 nucleotides long. The record is from the annotation of a GenBank genome assembly. NCBI's taxonomy places the organism in Eukaryota, Metazoa, Nematoda, Chromadorea, Rhabditida, Strongylidae.